CAUAAAUUCUGAAGAAAGAAAAUUUGCCUGUGACCAGUUGAGGACAGUUGCUGAUACUGAAGAACAAAUCUGCCAAAAUGAAGCACUUCCUGAGGAUGCUUGUCCAGGUGUGCCUCUACUUCUACUGCAAAUGCUUGUGGCGCUGCCUGAAAUUUGUCGCGAGGAAACUGACGGGACGGUGUGAGCUGCAGCGGAUCUGCUACAGCAUGAAGCCCGGGGCCGGCAGGACUAUGAAAAUCGAAACGUCACUGAGGAGUUCAAAAAACAAGUUGCUGCAGAGUUCACUUAGCGUUCACCCAGAUGCAAUUGAAAAAACCAUAGAUGCCAUCAUGGGCCUGAAAAAGAUUAAUCCGGAUGUAAAUCCACAGCUCGGUGUAUCUCUGCAGGCCUGCCUCCUACAGAUUGUAGGGUACAGGAAUUUGAUUGCAGAGGUUGAAAAACUGCGCCGGGAGCCCUAUGAUUCGGAGGAUCCCGGCCAUGAAGAAAUGCUCCUGAAGCUAUGGAAAUGCUUGAAACCUGAUUCCCCAUUAGAAGCUCGGAUUUCCAAGCAGUGGUGUGAAAUUGGUUUCCAAGGUGAUGAUCCUAAAACAGACUUCAGAGGCAUGGGCCUUCUGGGCUUAUAUAAUUUGUUAUACUUUGCUGAACAGGAUGCUGCUGCAGCUCAACAGGUCCUCUCUGAUUCCCUUCAACCAAAGUACAGGGAAGUUACUAAAGAGGACCUAAGCAAAUGCAGCAAGGCUGAGUGGGAGAAGAAAAAGUUUGAUAAAGCAAUUGGCUACUCUUUUGCUAUUGUUGGCAUUAACAUCACGGACCUGGCGUACAACCUGCUUGUGAGCGGCGCUCUGAAAACGCACUUCUACAAUGUUGCUCCAGAAGCUCCGACGUUAACCCAUUUCCAGCAGACCUUCUGCUAUUUGAUGCAUGAAUUCCAUAAGUUCUGGAUUGAGGAGGAUCCAAUGGACAUCAUGGAGUUCAACCGCGUGCGGGAGAAGUUCCACAAGCGCAUCCUCAAACAGCUCCAGAACCCAGACAUGGCCCUGUGCCCGCACUUCGCUGCCUCAGAAAGCUUGAUAAACCUGUAGGCGUUGACUGGGUUUGGUUUGGAAACACUGCCUCAUUCACAUGUUUAGGCCACCAUCCUAGAGAAUAAAAAUCGCUCGUGUACGGAAUGACCAUAGCGAUUGUAUGCAUGCUUCUUGGUGCAGUAUUUCAUCUCUCUCGUUCUCUUUUUCGGCACCUCUCCUUGCGCUGCUCCUUUGGGCGGGGAGGGGCUUGUCAUGAAAAUGGAGUGCUCAUAUUGCGGCAUUUUGCAGUGUUAAAACAUUCUGAAUUGAUGUCCCCGUAUGAAGAAGUUUUUUCUAUUUUUUUAAGUCUCUUUUCCCUCUCCCUUCCCUGUCCCCCCCAUAAUUCAGCAUUCAAUUAAAGAACUGUGGUUCUCUAGCUGUGAGAUUUUUUUUUUUGUAUAUGUGGA
Messenger RNA from Euleptes europaea (tarantolino), 1471 nucleotides. RefSeq names its product ELMO domain containing 1 (gene ELMOD1). The transcript has 11 exons. Gene Ontology annotation, molecular function: GTPase activator activity. Lineage: Eukaryota; Metazoa; Chordata; Lepidosauria; Squamata; Sphaerodactylidae. The record is from RefSeq and is a predicted model, not a curated record. Bases 78 to 1082 code for a protein of 334 amino acids.